AUGGGCUUUAAGUAUAGCGGUAGCUACUGUGGUCGCAACAUUGAGAAGAUCUAUCAAAAGGCGGUGCAGCAUGGCCGGGCGCCGAGUCUCUUUGAGGCCGUGACCACCUUGCAGAAGGCGAGCCACGUCUUGAUCAUCACUGGUUUCUUCGUGCUGCAUCAGAAGGGCGCUGAGGGCCCUCACGGAGACCUGGGUGGCUGCGAGACCGACGGCCCCUUGGGCGCGCUGGCGGUGCUGCGUGCCCUGUGUGCCAGAGGUGUGCGUGCUUCCCUCUUUUGCGACGUUCACAAUGGGCCAGUCAUCAAGAAGGCCUACGACUCCAUGAUGGAGCACUUCCGGGAAGCGGAUGAAGGCUUUUGGUCUCGCUUGCAGAGCCACAGCCGCUGUUUGCCCUUCGUUUCCGCAGAGAAGCCCCUGCCCGAAGCGGCAAAGGCCGAGGUGGGUGACAAAGAAAUGAGCACCUUGGAGGAGCGGAGCUGGUGCCUGUCGGCGCGGCUGGGCGAUGCGUUGCGAGAUGCCUGGGGUGACAAUGCCGGGCGAGUGGAUGCGCUUUUGUCGUUGGAGCGGCUUGGAGCCCCAUAUCGCAACAUUCGAGGCCGAGACAUAGGCCAGCACACGGAGCCCAUCGAUUGCCUUUACCCACUCGUGGAGUGCGGCAUCAAUGAGGAAUGCCGGGCAGCUUUGGCCGAGAUGCCCACCGCCCCUUUCCGGCGCCUGGCGCAUGUGGCAGAGGACGCCAAGACGCUGGGUGUGGGCGAUGGAGGCAACGAGGUUGGCAUGGGACGUGUGGUCUCAGUGCCAGGUUGCUCCGAGCUUCGCCCCGAUGGCGCGGCCUUCGCGCCCUUGGCCAGCAACGGUUGUGUGCGCAGCUGUGACAACGCGGUCUUGGGCACGGUCUCCAACUGGGCAGGCUCUGCCAUCGAAGCUGCCUGCCAUGUGCUUUGGCCCGCUCAGGUCGACUACGUUCCCAAGAUGCGUUCGAUUGGAAGCUCCGUGGAGGAGAACUUGCUUCGAGCCAUCAUGGCGAAGCCCACGGUGGCGGUGGAUGGGUCACACAACGAUCGCGCUAUGUCCGUGGAUGGUAUGAACUUUGAACCUCACCACAGGGAGCUCUACGACUACUUGUGGCACUUGGCCGGCGUGACGGCCGCGGCCACAGCCAAGCGACCGAGGAUCGAGGUGUGA
Durusdinium trenchii is the source of this 1185-nucleotide messenger RNA. The record is from the annotation of a GenBank genome assembly. Lineage: Eukaryota; Dinophyceae; Suessiales; Symbiodiniaceae.